Messenger RNA from Cheilinus undulatus (humphead wrasse), 930 nucleotides. RefSeq names its product P2Y purinoceptor 13-like. Gene Ontology annotation, biological process: negative regulation of adenylate cyclase activity; G protein-coupled receptor signaling pathway. The coding region runs from base 1 to 930 and encodes 309 amino acids. Gene Ontology annotation, cellular component: membrane. The record is from RefSeq and is a predicted model, not a curated record. Lineage: Eukaryota; Metazoa; Chordata; Actinopteri; Labriformes; Labridae. The transcript has a single exon. Gene Ontology annotation, molecular function: G protein-coupled purinergic nucleotide receptor activity.
AUGCUUUACUUCCUCAUAUUCCCAUUAGCUUUGCUGCUAAACAGCGUGGCAGCCUGGGUGUCCUUGCACCUCAAAUCCGCCACCACUUUCAUUGUGUACUUGAAAAAUCUUGUAGCUGCUGACCUUAUCAUGACUGUGAUCGUGCCGAUCAAAGCUGCAAGUGAUAUGCCGGGUGCAUCGACUGCUUUGUUUAUCCUGUCUUGUUAUUUAAGCUCCUUUCUCUACAGCACCCUGUAUACCUGUAUUGCCUUGCUGGGCUUGAUAAGUCUAGAUCGUUUCUUCAAGAUCAUGAUGCCUUACAGCAAAAUGUUCAGUAGCGUGACUUUUAGCAAAGUGGUGUCAGGAUUAGUGUGGGUGAGCGUUUUUGGAGGCUCAGCUUUACCAAACAUUAUCCUGAAUGACAAAUCAGUCGCCAACAUGACAGAGAUCAGCUCCUGCAUGGCACUAAAAGGAGAGGCAGGGUAUGCUGCUCAUGAAAAUACAGUAAUUUUCAUGAAUGUUUUUUUCUGGCUCAUCAGCAUGGUCAUCGCGGUUUGCUAUAUUUGCAUCACAAACAAAGUGAUCCAGUCUUUCAGAAACUCAGGCAGCAAUAACAACCAGGGAAAGCAGAAGAUCAAGCUACGCGUCUUUCUUGUUCUCAUCGUGUUUUUCGUGUCGUUCGGACCGUACCACGUCAUCAGGAUCCCGUACACUUUCCAACAAGUCAACUACUCAUCGACCACCAGCUGCUCUUAUCUGUUAGGAAAGUUUGGCAAGGAAAUCACCCUGUGGUUUGCCACCACGAACAUCUGCAUGAACCCACUUCUCUAUGUGUUUCUGUGCAGAGAGUUUAAGGAGGAACUGAGGUCUUUGAUGAAAAGUUUGUCUGUUUCAUUUCAUGUAGUCUUUGUGGGGAAAGCAGACAGCAAUAUACCUCCAACAAAGCUCUAA